Messenger RNA from Podarcis raffonei (Aeolian wall lizard), 2908 nucleotides. It is a transcript of the gene TMEM125, whose product is annotated as transmembrane protein 125. The record is from RefSeq and is a predicted model, not a curated record. The transcript has 2 exons. Bases 724 to 1395 code for a protein of 223 amino acids. Lineage: Eukaryota; Metazoa; Chordata; Lepidosauria; Squamata; Lacertidae.
AUAUGAUAUCAUGUAUAUUUUAAAUAUGAAAAAAUAAACUAAAGGAAGAAAUCACAAAACUUGGAUUUCUGCUUUGGCUACUCACCCUUCACCAUUAUCUAAUGAAAGAACAGCCCAAUUCUAUUUAUUUUUACAUCUCUCGUCUUCGUGCCAUAAGCAAAGCUGGGUGCAAUACUCAAUUGCCUCACUCCAGCACAGAUGUUAACACAAAGAAUAGAACUCAGAAUCCUGAGGAAUAACAGCAUUCGUCGUUUUCAAAAUGAUUCUAAGCACUGUGAAGAUAACAUUGUCCUCAAGAUGGGUGUGCAGCACAUCAAUAAAGGCUGAGGCAGAGAUGAGAACCGCAUUUCCUGUAUAGUGUUGGAGCUUCUCUAUGACAGAAUGAUUUGGAUUCUGCAAAACGAGAAAAAUCAGUCCAAAUGAUAAGUGCCAGGAUCCCCGUGAGCUUGGAAGCAAAUGAGCUACAAGGCUGAAACAGCUCUUCACUUUUGGCUUCAAGAGAGAGGAGUCCUACAUUCCUCCUGUGCUGCGCUUCCAACAGCAUACAGUAAUACGCGGGCUGCAGGCUUUUGGCUCUGGCACUGCUCCCUCACAUAGGAAGAAAAAGUGAAGGGUGCUGCCCUCUCCUGCUGGGAAAUGUCACACCCAUCCAGGUUUGCCAGCUGAAGCGGCAGCUCCAUCUGCACGACCCACCUUUAUGUAGGAGCCAAUACAGUGUCCACCAUGCCUGAAUUAGAGCCGCUGGGUGUGCCCAGACCCCCAGCCAACGCCAGCCGGAUCCAGAGGAAUAUCCUGGAGGAACAUGUGGAGCUAUGGUGGUUCCAGGAACCCAGAAAAUCAUUUGUCUGCUAUGGGGUAGCUGUGGCUCUGAUCCUUGCCUGCGGGGUAGGUGGCAUUGCACUGCUCUAUAGUACAAGCAGCCGCUCUGGGGAAUGGAGGCUGGCAGUGGGCACAACACUCUGCCUACUGGCACUCUUGGUCUUACUGAAGCAGCUGCUGAGCUCAGCCAUCCAGGACAUGAAUUGCAUUCGCAGCCGAGAGCAAGUUGCGCUACUGAAGAGCGGCGGUGCCUCGGACUGUGCGGUGUUGCUCGUGACAUCCCUGGUGCUGCUGGUGUGUGGCACAGUCCUCACUGUGCUUUCCACCACCAGCGUUGGCAGCAACCCAACUGCCCAACGCCCCCUUGCCAGCAUGUUUGUCAGUGGCAUUGUGCUCACAGCCUCUGGAGCGAUCAUCCUGCUCAGCCUGCUGCUCUAUUUGAUGUGGACUUCUUGUUGCUCAGCUGUGCCUCCAAACCGGGACGCUGGGGACAACAGCACCCUCUUCACCAUCUCGGGACGCAUCUCAGCCGACCGGCGGCUCGCUCCUACCUCUAGCACAGCAAAUCUCAUUUAACCCUCAAGUAAACGCCUAGUGGCUGCCGCCGCCUUUGACCGCAGGGUUGAACUCUCAAUAUUGGACUGGCAUUUGCACUUUACGACAACCAGCCUGGCCCAGAUGCGUCUUCCUGUGCUGCACUCAGCAAUGUGCUGGAAUUUCUGCUGCAGAGCUGUGCUGCCAAGAUAGCGGCCUGGGCUUGUUGGCCAGAGACCACAACACAUAAAGAUGUUUUCGCUACUGAGUGCUGGGAGAUAAAGGUGUGGAAAUAGUCGACGUUCCAAAGAAGGGCUUUUCUAGCACAACAGUGAAAAUGGUACUAGAGGCUGUUCAAUUUGGAUAGAGUGUUUCUCUCACACACAAAUGUUCGUUUCACUAAUUAGUUUCCUCAACAUUUCUGAAGUGGCACCAGGCAUUACCCCAACCUUUUUCUUUUAAAAAAAAUAAUUUAUAUUGAUUUUCCCAACCUCUUAAUGUUUAUCUUUGCAGCCCCAAGGUCUACUUACUUUUACAAAAAUGAAUGAUGCAAUUAUACAGAAAUGGAAUUUGGUGCCCAAACCUUGUUUUUGUGUGAUGUGAUUGUCAUUAUCAUGGAAUGCAUACAGUUCUGUUUUGAAUGGAUAGUUACAUGGAGGCUGAAGGAUAAUUAAGCUGCAUGGAGCAUAUCUCCGAACAGUUUUAUUGUCCUCGCCAGAACAGUGAGGACAGUGGCAGACACAUACACACGUACCCUUACUACCCAGCACUGGCACCUGAUAGCAGGAUACAUGGAUGGGAGUGACAUUUCCUUGCUUGAAUGCUCCUGCGUACUCAGGAUUAGAAACAAGACCAUGGAAAUUGAUACCAGGAAUGUGUGCAUGUAUACAAGACGAGCAUCAAUGUAUGGGUGGCGAAUACAGCUGGCAUUGGGGGACUUAGUUAAUAGAGUAUGAGGAAUUAAUAACUACUUUGCUUACUCAAGAGACCUCUCUGUAAGGGAAAUCAUCAAAGCUAACAGCCAAGUAGGCUUGCUCUGUCUGUUUCUAUCUAGAGCACCUUCCCAAAAGGUCUUGAAGUAGACUCACAUGUGGAUACAAAAAAUCAGUGGGUACAAUUUAUUUUGUGACCACAAUUGUGCCCAACUGAGUUUCCCCACACUAGUGUAACCAUAUCUCUUUAACUUGAAUCAAUUCUUAACUUGAGGUGAGCCCCAAGCCCUGAUUUAUAAAGGAGCCCAGAAUACACAGCCUCUGCCCUGAAUGAGUUGAUGCUUAACAGGCAGAGCAAGGGCAGUAUUUGCAACAGCUGAUAUAAUUUUUUUAAAGGGCCAGGAUCACUGAAAGGCUUACAAUAGAAGCAGAAGCAUGGCAAUGUCUCCCAUGAUAUACUACAGCAAGGCAGAAGGCUACACCUUCACAAUUUGCCCUUAUACCAAACACAAACACACAACUGUAUGCCAUCAGUAUGCAAAUUGCUGAAUCUAGGUAUUCUGUACAAAGCAACUCCAGAUUGUGCACUCAACAGUAAAUAAUACAAAUUAGUAACAAGUUAA